AUGCCUGGCACUGAGCACGUCAAACAAAUCUGGGGGUUUGCUGUUCCACAAGAAGCAUUCAAGUAUCCAUUUCUCUUACACAGCAUACUAGCUUUUUCUGCGAAUCAUCUUGCAUACAUUAACCCUUCUCGGGCGGCAAACUUCCGCAUGGCCGCCUCUUCACAUCAAAGCGCUGCACUGACAAGCCUGAACCAGGCUGUUGCAAAUAUCGGGCAUCUGAAUUGUCAUGCCAUUUUUGCUGCAGCAUCAAUGACUGUCAUCAAUGCAUUUGCCGACGCGCGUGCGUACAACUUGGACGUUCUAGUGGAGAUUUUCCACUUAGUACGCGGAAUGGAUUAUGUGCUAAGCAAUGUUACCGACAUGCUGAAGAAGGGCCCGUUCGCAGCCAUUGUCCUACCUGUCGAAGACACACCCAAGCCACCGUCCUUGUUGUCUGCCUUUCUCGUGGAGAUCCAAGCCUUGAGUUGUCCCACUACGGCGGAAUCGUCACCGGAAGAUCUUCUUGCUGCUAGAGCGGCUGAGGUACUCCGGAAUGGUCUCCAAUACGCGAUGAGUUCCUCUACUCACCCAGCCUUGCGGGCAACGAUGAUAUGGCCGAUCAGCGUCACGCCAGAGUUCAUCGAAGCGCUCAAGUCAAGAACACAUCCAGAGAUUAGGGCCAUCCUCAAGCACUAUUGCAAGCUUUUGGAGUAUGCAAGUACUGACUUCUGGUUCUACACGGGAUGGAGAGGAAUCUCGCAACAUUUGUAA
Alternaria atra is the source of this 750-nucleotide messenger RNA. RefSeq lists its product as uncharacterized. The coding region runs from base 1 to 750 and encodes 249 amino acids. Gene Ontology annotation, molecular function: DNA-binding transcription activator activity, RNA polymerase II-specific. The record is from RefSeq and is a predicted model, not a curated record. The transcript has a single exon. Gene Ontology annotation, biological process: regulation of transcription by RNA polymerase II. NCBI's taxonomy places the organism in Eukaryota, Fungi, Ascomycota, Dothideomycetes, Pleosporales, Pleosporaceae.